CCCAACCAAUGCUACCACUCCAAAGCGAGAAAAAGUCCCACACCGAGAAAAACGAUAACAACUCAUGUCAAGUGUGUAGCGCCGCCGUAACCCUACCUUCUUUUCAAUUUUUUUUUUUCAGAUUUUGCUCUUCCGGGCCCUUGAAUUACAGUUAUACCCUUCUGGUUAUGAGAGUUUCCAACCGGCGCCACAGAGCCACCGAGCCGAAGCUCUUCUUCACUACUCGGCUUCCCUCGUCACAGAUAUUGCCGGUACCGCCGAUUGAAAUAGAGAGCCGCCGAGCCAGCCGAACAAACACUUCUCAAAUUCCAUCUUUACCCUUCUUCCCUGUAAAUAUUCUCUUUUUUAUUUAACUGUUCGUAACCACCAUGCAAAACUCGAAGAACCACCGCAACGGCCAGGCCGAGUCUCACCGCCGGUGGAAGUUAACAAACAAAUCCUCUUCCUUUCACAGUCAGUCAUCGUCAGCCGCCGCCAUGUCCGGCACAUCAAUCCGGCGGCCAAUGACGGUGCCGGAACUUCUGCUAGACAGAAACCGCUCCGCUCCGGCCGCGGCGGCGGAGGUUGUGCGGAGACAACCACCGAAGCUCUUGCUGAAGGUCACGAUCAUGGGAAGCCUUGGUCCCGUGCAGGUGGUGAUGACGCCGGAAUCAGCCGUCGGAGAUUUAGUGGCGGCGGCGGUGAACCAGUACAUUAAGGAAGGUCGCCGCCCAAUUCUUCCGUCUAACGACCCUUCGCAAUUCGAUCUUCACUAUUCUCAGUUCACCCUAGAAAGUUUGGAGAGGAACGAGAAGCUGAAGGAUAUUGGGUCUAGAAACUUCUUUCUGUGUCCGAAGAAGCAUGGUGGUGGUGGUGGUGAUGGUGGCUCAACGACGCCGUUUGCUUCGUGUUCUAGAGAGGCAGACAAAACGACGAAGGGUGGUGCGUUUGGAUGGCUAAGGUUCAUGGAUUUAUCUCGCUGAAAAUUACUGGUGGAGGAUCCCAGUAUUUUGUCACAGUUAUUUCAGAUAUUUUUAUUUUUAAAUCUUUAAUUAUUUCUAAUGCAUCAUCAGUGAAUGGCCUAUUAGUGUAAACAGAAUAUGUCGGCCAUUUUAAUAUUAUUAGCUUUUUUGGACCAUUUUUUUUUCUUUUCCUUCGUCAGAAGCUAUUCCAUUCUGCAACUUGAAAUGGGCACAUGUGUAAUAAAAGUCAGUGAUGUUGAUAUUUUAUAAAUGAUUCAUCUCAGAUGUUCCUACA
Messenger RNA from Vigna unguiculata (cowpea), 1236 nucleotides. RefSeq lists its product as uncharacterized. The record is from RefSeq and is a predicted model, not a curated record. Lineage: Eukaryota; Viridiplantae; Streptophyta; Magnoliopsida; Fabales; Fabaceae.